Striga hermonthica is the source of this 525-nucleotide messenger RNA. NCBI's taxonomy places the organism in Eukaryota, Viridiplantae, Streptophyta, Magnoliopsida, Lamiales, Orobanchaceae. The record is from the annotation of a GenBank genome assembly.
AUGGCUUUCUCUCAGACUUUGCCAUCUUCUUUUGCUCCCACCUUUGAGAAAUCUUCAACCCCACCUCCAGUUUCCAUAUCUUCCUCUGUCUCUUUCCGUUUUUGCCCUCCAUUUCUCCACCGCAAGAAACCCCUUUUAUCGAUCAGGUCGGCCGCUGUGGAAGCACCAUUGGUAGCUGGUGGACUAGCGCCGGCUAUUACCCUGACGGACAAUGCUCUAAAGCACCUAAGUAAAAUGAGAUCUGACAAUAAUGAAGACCUGUGCCUUAGAAUUGGUGUUAAACAAGGUGGAUGUUCUGGUAUGUCUUACACUAUGGAGUUCGAGAGCAAAGAAAAUGCUAGGCCCGAUGACUCUGUCAUGGAGUACGAUGGUGUGGUUAUAGUUUGUGAUCCAAAGAGCCUCCUAUUUCUCUACGGUAUGCAACUUGACUAUAGUAAUGCUCUCAUUGGGGGAGGCUUCAACUUCAAGAAUCCAAACGCCACCAAGACUUGUGGUUGUGGCAAAUCAUUCGCUGCAGAGAUGUGA